Drosophila busckii is the source of this 1470-nucleotide messenger RNA. Its product is annotated as pickpocket protein 28. The record is from RefSeq and is a predicted model, not a curated record. Bases 2 to 1456 code for a protein of 484 amino acids. Gene Ontology annotation, biological process: sodium ion transmembrane transport. Gene Ontology annotation, cellular component: membrane. NCBI's taxonomy places the organism in Eukaryota, Metazoa, Arthropoda, Insecta, Diptera, Drosophilidae. Gene Ontology annotation, molecular function: ligand-gated sodium channel activity. The transcript is spliced from 9 exons.
AAUGUUUGGCAUAUUAUAUCGCUUUAAAUGGUCACGGCUAAUACUAAAUUAUAUAGAGCUUUACUUUAAUAACUGCUGCAUACAUGGAUUUCGUUAUUUGGUGCUCACAGUGCUGCUAAUUUUAGAGCGACUGCUUUGGUUAAUACUGCUGGUAGUAUCGGUUUACUUCUGCAUUAUAUCCUGUUUAUCUUCUGUGGAUCGCUUUAAGCACAAGAGCACGCAUAUUGGCCUGGAGCGCAACUACUAUCACUGGAAUACCUCACUGCCCAGCAUAACUGUUUGCCCCAUGCAGCGCUUGAAUGAAAGUCUUUUCAGCAAAUAUUGUCGUCAGCAUGGCAUUAGAGAAAAGUUUAAAAUAGAGCUUUGGAACUUUUUGGAGAACUUGGCCAAUUCCACUUACUUUAACUUUGAUCGCAUACCAGUCUAUGACAGCAUAGAUAGCACGCUAGAUCAGCUAAACAUACACCCCGAGCAGUAUAUGGAACUGAUUUAUAAUCUUACCUUCGAUGGCACCUAUGAGCCAAUUGAAAGACAACGCAUACAUUGUACUGAUGGACAGAUUCAUAUAGGAGUUAGACAGGUGCUCACCGAAUAUGGCAUAUGCUAUUUAAGUAAUUCCUAUUUGAGCGAGGAAUAUAGCUCGCGUUAUUUUAUAUUUGGGCUGUAUCCGGAGUAUAACAAAUAUUUGCAUGCAAAUCGUUUUGUGCAAGUUAAAAUUGGCACAUUUUUUGAAAAGGAUGUGGGCUUUACUAUAAUGGGCUUUGAUACAGAAGCAAUUGAUACCUAUAUGCAUUCACCUUUUGAGGUAAUGAAAGUGGAUAAUAAUUUUGGUUAUACAGUCGAGGGCACUUCGUAUGAACCCGAAAGCGAGGAAAUCACUGCUGAUGCAAAUUUAGAAAAGGAAGCUAGCAUUUCACAGCGAAAAUGUCGUUUCUAUCACGAGUCUAACCUGACACAUUUUCCUAUCUAUACGCGUAAUAUUUGCCAGCAGGAAUGUCGUCUCAAUUUGGCUUAUAAAAUUUGUCGCUGCAUUCCACACUUUUAUCCCAAUAACAUACGCAAUCCUAAACCUGUUUGCAACUAUAGAGUACUCAAAUCCUGCUUUCCUAAGCAUGCUAGUUUUUUUCUAAAACUUUACGAAGAAGAUAGUAAACAUGAAGAACCUGCUGCCUGCUAUUGUGAGCAAAACUGUCGCGAUGCUGUUAUCAAAACUAAACAGCCACAGGCUAUGCGUGGCACUAGGCAGCUGCUUGGCAGCUUGGGCAGUUCUUUAUUGGUAAAUAGCUGGCCACGCAAUCGACUAAAGCGGCAGGUUAUAUUUUCAUUUACAGAUCUUUUAGUUUCCAUUGGCGGCACUGCGGGUCUGUAUUUGGGUUUCAGUGUGCUAGGUCUGGUGGAAUUUAUUUAUUUCUUUACGUUGCGCUUAGUAUGGCAUAUGAUUGGCUAUAAAAUUUAAAUAUUUAUUCUAAA